CGCAGCAGGCAGGCGCAGCGUCCGGCGGUGUCGCGUGCUCAAAGCGAGUUUGGGCGGCGCGCAAAGCCGAAGCAGAUGAAUGGCAAGGCCGGCGAUGGCGAGGAAGACAUCAUGCGACAUGGCUGGGAGGCCCAGCUGCAGAACGAGGAGGCCGCGAAGAACCUCAGCGAGAAUUUCUUCAUGUACUACGAGGACAAGCGGCACGAGACUGCGGGCAAUCUGCCUCCCGAUUUUGACCCCAAGAACCUUGUGACGGAAUGGCGCAUGAAGGACCGCCUUAAGACGGCGUCUGCUCUGCUCGCUGUGUGUCUGAACGUGGGUGUCGAUCCGCCAGACGUGAUCAAGACCAACCCUUGUGCGCGUUUGGAGUGCUGGGUCGAUCCUGUUCCGCCCGACAGUUCGAACCAGAACUCCAACAACACCAAUGCGCAGAUUGGCAAGAACCUCCAGUCCCAGUAUGAGAAUCUAUCGCUGAGGACGCGAUAUAAAGUCAUUCUGGAUCCGACCAUCGAGGAGCUCAAGAAGUACACGACAUCGCUUCGCAGGACAGCACACGCAGAGCGUAUCUUGUUCCACUACAACGGCCACGGAGUACCGAAGCCGACGCAGAGCGGAGAGGUGUGGUGCUUUAAUAGAAGCUAUACUCAAUACAUCCCGAUCAGUCUGUACGAUCUACAGGAGUGGGUCGGCGCCCCGGGACUCUGGGUCUGGGACUGUAGCGCGGCGGGCGGCAUCAUUCAAGGCUUUCUUGACGCCGCGCAAAAGCACAGCACGAACCAACAGGACGUCUUGAGGCGAGAUCCAAACCGGUCCCAACAACAACCCCUCGUUAGGUGGGAGGAUUGCAUUCACCUUGCCGCCUGUCGCGAGAACGAAACUCUUCCCACCAACCCGGAGCUGCCCGCCGACCUCUUUACUUCAUGCCUCACUACGCCCAUCAUGAUGGCAGUGCGUUAUUUCAUUCUUCAGAACCCUCUCAGAACAACAUUUGUCACACUUGACCAGGCACGAAACAUACCCGGCAAAGUCAGCGAGCGUAGGACGCCGCUGGGUGAGCUGAACUGGAUAUUCACUGCCAUUACUGACACGAUCGCAUGGAACUGCCUCGAAAAACCGUUGUUUAAGAAGCUCUUUAGGCAAGAUCUGAUGGUCGCAGCCCUCUUUCGCAACUUUCUCCUCGCACAACGAGUAAUGCGCAUGUUUCAUUGCCAUCCACAGUCAUAUCCUGCAAUACCAGCAACUCACGAUCAUCCACUUUGGAAGAGUUGGGAUCUGGCGGUGGAAAUGAUCUUGGCCCAAUUGCCAGGCCUGAUCGAGCAGCAGAAAGCCCAGGAAGCCGCAACCGAGACGCAACCAAAUGGUCCGAACGGCCAACCGCAGCAGACGCCGGAGCUCGAAUAUGAGCACUCAACCUUCUUCUCGGAUCAGCUCACUGCCUUCGAAAUAUACUUGAACGCUGCGCCUAGCAACCCCGGCUCUGCAGGAUAUGCGAAGCCACCGGAGCAACUCCCAAUCGUGUUACAAGUCCUGCUCUCUCAAAUUCAUCGGCUGCGUGCUUUGGUAUUGCUCUCCAAAUUCCUCGAUCUAGGUCCGUGGGCUGUAAAUCUGGCGCUCAGCAUUGGCAUAUUUCCCUACGUCCUCAAACUUCUUCAAUCACAGGCGACAGAGCUCAAGGCACCUAUGGUGUUCAUUUGGGCCCGGAUCCUGGCUGUUGAUCAAUCAUGUCAGUCUGAUCUGCUCAAAGAUCAGGGCUACUCAUACUUCACCAACAUAUUGGUCCAGACGAGUGGAAUACCUCUCGGAAACAUCGCAGAACAUCGAGCGAUGUGUGUCUUUGUCAUCGCCAUGUUCUGCAAGGACUUCAAGCAAGGCAAGGCUGCGUGUCUCGACAGCAAUCCCGAGAUCAUCGAUCAGUGUCUCGCCCACUUGCUUGACAUGGAGAAUCCUUUACUUCGACAAUUCAGUCUCCUCUGCUUGAGCAAUCUGUGCCGCGACUUCCCUGCUGCAAAGCAGGCUUUUCUGGAGCUCGGUGCCCACGAUCGAAUAUGUGAUCGAAGCCACGACCCAGUCCCCGAAGUUCGGACGGCUUGUCUCAAUGUACUAACUAGCUUCGUCGCUACUGGUGACGUUAAUCCGGCCAUUAUUGAAAUAGAAGAGACACUGGUGGGAAUCAUCAUCUCCAUGGGAAUGGAUGGAUCGGUCAUGGUCCGGAAAGAGCUUACAGUCUUCUACUCAGAAUAUGUGAAGAAGUAUCAGAAUCGAUUCCACUGCGCAGCCUUUGAACAGCUUCAGGAGGAAUUGGACAAGAAGGAUGGAAAAGAGCAAGUUGCCGAUGAUUUCCUCGCCAUGCAGGAAGAGAGUGCUUUUGAUUCGGCUGGCUCGAACGGCAACCUGUCUCUGAACGGCCCGAGAAGGGCAGAGCUGUCGUUAGGCACCGUGUAUCGCGCGGUGUGGAGGCAAGUGAUGAGUCUUUCUACAGACCCACAUCCGGAGGUUGCACGUAAUGCUGGUGCCGUGGUUGAUUACCUUCUCAAUUCGCUGCUCGAAAGCCCCUUCGCGCCUCAUGCGGAAGCGAUCCUGGAUCAAUUGGAGAAGACCAGACCAUCUCUAAAGCAAUCGAGAUCCGUGCGAGACUCGAGACCGGAAACGCCGCCGAGCCCAUCAGCGGCUUCAAUAUCUUCCAAAGCCGAUAGCUACUUUGCUCUAUCACGGACAGCAAGUGUAGCCGCUGCCCUGAAGAACAUGGUUGGCUGGAAAACGCCUGCUGAGGUACCCAGCACCCCAGGCUCACCAACACAUGCUCGACGAGGUUCAGCGAUGAGCGCACAUACGUUACCAUACCGCUCGCGACCACUCACGCCGGCAGACGCAGCUCUCCUCCCUCCGGAUGCAUUGGAUAAUGUCCAGGGACCUCCACAUCAACCGCGAGCCAUGAUUCCACCUACACCAUAUUUUCAGGACAGAGACAAGUCACAUGUGCCUCAAAUGCCGCUCAAGUCCACAUUCUUUGACUGGUCAGCAUCUUACUUCCGCGAGCCGCAGAUGCGACCGUCUGAAGCAGACGAGCCUGGUUCGAAGGACUACAACGAGCGCUUAUGGCGCCGGAAUCGCAACGACAAGAUCAUUGCCUCGACGCAGCCUCUCAAAGAAGCCGCUGGGUCGCAAGGCUGGGACAAGCCUUGUGGAUACUUCGGUAUUGGCGCAGCACCUGUAAAGAUGGUGUUCCAUCAAUUCGAGAAUCACCUUGUCACCUCAGACGAUCGAGACAGUAUUGCAGUAUGGGACUGGAAAGAUGCAAGACAACUCGUCCGAUUCAGCAACGGCAAUCCGAAGGGCAGUCGAGUCACAGAGUUGCAGUUCAUCAACGAAGAUGAUAUGGCCAUGCUAAUGACCGGCUCGAGCGAUGGAGUCGUCAAGAUUUAUCGCGACUACGAUGAUCCGAACAAGAUCUCACAGGUCAGCUCCUUCCGCGCACUAAAUGAUCUUGUUCCUUCCGAUCGCGGUGGAUCUGGGCUCGUCUUCGAUUGGCAACAGGGGCAGGGUAAAGCUCUGGUCGCUGGAGAUGACAGGGUUGUGCGUGUGUGGCAGGUUGGUCAAGAGCUUUGCGUCAACGACAUUCACACCCGAUCUUCAGCAUGCAUCACUUCCUUGACUUCAGAUCAAGUGGAGGGCAAUGUGUUCGUCGCCGGAUUCGGCAAUGGCAGUGUCAAGGCCUACGAUCAACGAAAACCUGGAGCCGAAACCAUGGUUUUGGGGUGGAAAGAACAUAGUUCUUGGAUCGUCGGUGUACAUCUUCAACGCGGUGGGGCCCGGGAAUUGAUCUCUGCUGAAUCGAAUGGAGGACUUCGUCUCUGGGAUCUGAGGAUGACGAAGUCCGUCGCUGCCCACGAUCCUGCACCACGGACACGCGAGCCUAGAAUGUUACGCGCGCUCUCCGUUCACGAACAUGCUCCAGUCUUUGCAACUGGAGGCAAGGAUCAUACAAUCCGUGUCUACAAUACAAAGCUCCAGCUGCUGAGCAAGUUUGAGCCAUACAUGUCCUACUUGAGAGUCGGACUCUCGGGAGGCUCACAGCGCAAUGCACCCAUCACUGCCAUGGCUUUCCAUCCUCAUCGCAUGAUGUUGGCGUGUGGCGCUGUAAAUGAUGGGCAUGUAAAUCUCUUCAAGUGCGAUAUCGAUGAGCACAAGGAAGGGCACCUGCGAGGCGGAGAUUCGGUCGUGGAAGAAUGGGGUUCGACGUAUGGUGGGAAGUUCAACUGAGACAUCAAGUGCUCUCGGUGGAAAGUUGACGAUUGUGAAUAGUGUGCUUUUAUGAUGAUGGGAUUAGCAAGGAGUUCGGCGAGGCAUAGCAUGGACGAUGAGCUCGAGCUCUAGGGAAGUGGCAAUUUGAAACCAGAAACGCAGAUUCAGGGAUCCUUUGGAGCACGCGGGCGCGAUUUCAAUGUGUGAAUGAGAUGAUACUAGCAUUGCAUGGUCCGAUUUGUGACAACACGAGGUUUCCUGGGUGGACACAUUGAGAUUGAAUGACGCGGUUGGAUGUAGAAAUCCGAGCGUGGAUGCCAAGGUUUGCGCUCAUCGUUUGAGCUGAUAGUCAUGCUAUGGUAAUGCGAAUUACGGCCGUUCGUCUAAACAUCAGUCCUCUCGUCUAGAGCGCUGCGAAGAGCCUGAAACCGUGGACUUCCCAAGCCCGUCACCGGAUCCCAAGGUCUCGCUGCGGUUGCUGAUCAAUUCUCGCAGGAACACCACGAAUUUGUCGUACGUCACGUCACGCCCUUCUGGGGACCGAACACGCCGCCCUUGUUGUAGACCCAUCAACGUCUGAGUAUCAAGCGCAGUCUCGAAUUUAGGACCAACGCCCCGCUGAUUCUCUGGAUCUCCAGGAGCAAAUCGUGUUGCUUCAGCCAUAUCUCCGUACCACAGGUUGCCGAGGAGGGUCGAAGUAGCUGUGUAGCGUGCUCGCAGCUGUCGGGCUUGUCCUGCAUCUUGUUGAAAUACCAGUAUGCUAGGUUGAAGGCGCAAGCUCGGGCCCGUCAUAGAGUCUGACGGUGAUGAGCUUAUCUUUCUAGGUGAGAAGAAGGAGCAAGAUUAUUCGGCUUAUCUCCGUAGCCAUCUGGCACACCGGGCGGGAUCUGUAACUUGGUCUCGGUGGGCCGCUGGGAGAAUAUUACGUCCCGCAUUGACCGCAUGACCAGCCAGAACGUUUCGAGCAUUGUAUCUUCCUGUCGGUAUUUUUUCUCUCUUCUAUGUAGACUACUCAGAUGCUCCGGAUCAAGGAUUGCAGCAGCAGCUGUCGAGGUGUCCAGAACGAUCAUUUCAGCGAUUCCGAUCGCAGUCACAGGUCUUCAGGAGGCGUGUAAGAAUGGCACGCAAGUGCAGCCAUGUUGAUUCUUAUCAGUGAGCCCAAGAGAGCAGUGCAUUAAUGCGGUCCUGUGCGCUCCCAUGCAGUGAUGGACUGGGCGCAGGGACGCGAGUUGACGCAAGCAGCCAGGAUAUUCAGGCACGCGUGCUCCCAUUGGCUGUCCGUCAGCGCACGCAACGCAGCUGGUUGUUUUCGCCAUAAGCAGUCAAGCGUGCUGCCCGAAACAGUAUGUGGUCGUGUGCCUUGGAAAUAACGACCUUAGGCAGCCUUUUUGGUGUCGACUGUCUUCGAGUCCGUCGAUUCUGUCUCUGCGGUGUAUGGGUGCUUGAUCGUGAGGCACCAGAUGUCCAGUGUGUCGCAAAUGGAGACUAUGACGUCCACAACGAAGCUGCCAUAGACACCGACCGCAAGUCCUAAGCAGGUAAACACGAAUGCAACCUGAUAGACGCCGUCGC
Pseudocercospora fijiensis CIRAD86 is the source of this 5814-nucleotide messenger RNA. RefSeq lists its product as uncharacterized. Gene Ontology annotation, molecular function: protein binding; protein-macromolecule adaptor activity. Gene Ontology annotation, biological process: cellular response to starvation; positive regulation of cell growth; cellular response to amino acid stimulus. Gene Ontology annotation, cellular component: cytoplasm; TORC1 complex. The transcript has 4 exons. The record is from RefSeq and is a predicted model, not a curated record. Lineage: Eukaryota; Fungi; Ascomycota; Dothideomycetes; Mycosphaerellales; Mycosphaerellaceae. Bases 76 to 4260 code for a protein of 1394 amino acids.